Molecule: messenger RNA, 1298 nt
Organism: Mangifera indica (mango)
Lineage: Eukaryota; Viridiplantae; Streptophyta; Magnoliopsida; Sapindales; Anacardiaceae
Product: probable CCR4-associated factor 1 homolog 6
Exons: 2
Coding region: 340-1170 (276 amino acids)
Cellular component (GO): CCR4-NOT complex; CCR4-NOT core complex; P-body
Molecular function (GO): nucleic acid binding; poly(A)-specific ribonuclease activity
Source: RefSeq, a predicted model, not a curated record
AGAAUUCCACCUUUCUCCUCUCUCUCCUCCUUUUUAUUUCAAAAGCUGCAAUUAUUUUUAUUCUCUCCUUUCGUUUCUUCGGGAGGCGAGCACUAAAAACAAAAACAAAAAAACCUGUAGACACCCCAGAAGCCCACGUCGAAUUUUCCUUUUUCUCUCUAAAUAAUGUUCAUUUCUCUCUCUAGAAUCUGCAUUUUUUCUCUCAUGAUUCGCCGUUCGAAUUUUCAGUUUUCACUUUUUUAAGAUCUUGGUGGACUUGAGAUUAGGGUUUUUUUUAUGCAAUCGCUAAUUCUUAGUUCUAGAGAGAGUUUUGUUGUUGGUUUUUGUAGUUUUUAAGCAAUGUCCCUGUUGCCAAAGGGCGAUUCAAUCCAAAUUCGAGAGGUUUGGAAUGAUACUCUUGAACAAGAAUUUGAUUUGAUUCGCCAAAUCAUUGAUGAUUUCCCUUAUGUUGCAAUGGACACUGAAUUUCCUGGCAUUGUUUUGAGACCUGUGGGAAAUUUCAAGAACGGUAACGACUAUCAUUAUCAAACUUUGAAAGACAAUGUUGAUAUGUUGAAGUUAAUCCAGUUGGGGCUCACUUUUUCGGAUGAGCAAGGUAACCUACCCACGUGUGGGACGGAUAAAUAUUGCAUUUGGCAAUUUAAUUUUCGUGAGUUCAAUAUCAAUGAGGAUGUGUUUGCCAAUGACUCUAUUGAGCUCUUGAAACAAAGUGGGAUUGAUUUUAAUAAAAAUAAUGAAAAGGGUGUAGAUGCAAUGAGGUUUGGAGAGUUAUUGAUGUCAUCUGGGAUUGUUUUGAAUGAUAAUGUGCGUUGGGUGACAUUUCAUAGUGGGUAUGACUUCGGGUACUUGCUAAAGGUCUUGACUUGCCUGAAUUUGCCUGAUUCACAAGCGGAGUUCUUUAAGUUGAUCAAAAUUUAUUUUCCAACAUUAUAUGACAUCAAGCACUUGAUGAAGUUUUGCAAUAGUCUUCAUGGUGGAUUGAACAAGCUUGCAGAGUUGUUGGAAGUUGAAAGAGUUGGGAUUUGUCAUCAAGCGGGUUCAGAUAGUUUGCUUACAUCUUGUACAUUCAGGAAAUUAAAAGAGAAUUUCUUUAGCAACUCAUUGGAUAAAUAUGCUGGUGUGUUGUAUGGUUUAGGUGUUGAGAACGGACAAAAUGUUCAUUUAAAGUGAAUAAGAACCGAAAAAGAAAGGUUUAGGAGUUGUUUAUUCAAUUGUAUGAGUGUGCCUUACAUCCACAUAUCCUUGUACACCUUUGGCAACAAUUUGCGUAAUUUAUGAAUAUUCCUUAUGUUGAUUAA